UUUUCAGCUCAAAAAAUGGUGGUGAUCUACCUUAACUCCACAGGCAACACCUACUGGAUCCCAAUCUACUCACUAAACGACAAAAUUCGAGAACCCUAUAUAUUCUACGUAUUUGCAAUAUUUCAAACCUCUAUAUACAUUCUAACCGGAUACAUUUUAGUCAGAAUCUGCUGGAUUUUUCUAACAAUUAAAGUGUUCCACGAUAAUAUGAAUAUUAUGAUGUGCUGGUUUUUGUGCCAGUGGUUUCAAGCGUUUUUGGCGAAAAUCGUGUUAAUCCCCUAUCAAUUUGGGAUCAUUAAAAUAUCAAUGGAUAUUAAUAAAACCUAUUAUGAUUGGUGGAGUGAUACUGUUGAAAAAUCGGCAAUUCUUCGGGAGGACGUCAAUAUUUGGCCGAUUUACUUUGCAAGCUACUUUCUAUGGCAUUAUAUGUAUUCGAUACUUUUUGCCGUGUUGGCUGUCGGGUUGGAGAGGGUCUGUGCCACGUGGUAUAUACAAGAUUACGAACACGUGAGUCGACGUCAUAUCCCAAUUUUGUUAAUAGCUGCCACAAAUCUAAUCACCCUUCCGUACGCGUAUCAAACCACCAACAACCGGACACCACUUCUCCAAACAUGUCUGCAGAGCAUUUUCAUUGGCUCGGUUGCAGUUUUCGGGUAUAUAAUGCUGUGGAGGGUGAACCUGGCGUGGCGGAAUCGAAUUGUUAACCUGAAAUUCACGCAUAAUGAGAAGUAUUCGUUAGCGAGAAAAUUUCAGAUUGAAGAGAAUAUUAAGAGUUUGAUUUUAGCCCGGAAGCUUGUAGUUUCAGCUAGUGUAUUUAUCCUUGUUGUAACUAUUUUACUUGCAGUUUUAUUGUUUGAUCCGCAUGGAUACGAUGCAUUUUUUGUGCAUGCUUUGGAUAAUUCCAUGCUUUUACCAGCUCUUGUAAUGAGCCUAACUCUGCUCAGUUGCUCCCCAGCUUGGAAAGAGCGAUUUAUAAGCGGGCUCCCAAUUAUCAGGAGGCUCAAAAGCUCAUCUGUGGCUCACCAAAACUCAUAUUCUACAGCAUCAAGUGCUGGAAAAGAGACAGAAGCGUAUUUCGAGCAGCUGAGAAGUUCGUGGGCUUGAUCGGGAAAUUUUUU
Caenorhabditis elegans is the source of this 1118-nucleotide messenger RNA. RefSeq names its product Serpentine receptor class epsilon-37 (gene sre-37). The record is from RefSeq and is marked reviewed. Bases 16 to 1104 code for a protein of 362 amino acids. Gene Ontology annotation, cellular component: membrane. Gene Ontology annotation, biological process: sensory perception of chemical stimulus. Lineage: Eukaryota; Metazoa; Nematoda; Chromadorea; Rhabditida; Rhabditidae. The transcript is spliced from 4 exons.